Molecule: messenger RNA, 1109 nt
Organism: Myotis brandtii (Brandt's bat)
Lineage: Eukaryota; Metazoa; Chordata; Mammalia; Chiroptera; Vespertilionidae
Product: membrane cofactor protein-like
Exons: 9
Coding region: 86-1045 (319 amino acids)
Biological process (GO): negative regulation of complement activation, classical pathway
Cellular component (GO): cell surface
Source: RefSeq, a predicted model, not a curated record
UGACACUUUUUGAGUCUGGGGAUUGUUGUGUCUGGUAGCCGCCCUCAAAACCACAAAAACUCCCUGUCCCUCAGGUUUCCCGCUGAUGUCCAGGACAAUGACGGCAUCUUACCAGCCGCGCAGGGCAUCCUCCCGCCGCCUGGAGAGUCCCUUUUCUUGGGGCUUCCUUGGGAUCCUUUUGCUGGCCCUAGAGCUCCUGCUACCCACAUGCUCAGAUGCCUGUGAUGACCUACUAACAUUCCAAUCUAUGAAACCCAAGGGUUAUCCGGAACCCCCUUAUCAUCCAGGGGACACAGUGGAAUAUGAAUGUCGCCCAGGAUACAAGCAUCGUUUUCCUGUUCUUUCCAUCUCUGCUGUUUGCCAGCCUGACGACACAUGGGCACCUCUCCAGGAGGCUUGUACAAAAAAGUCAUGUCCACAGCUAGAAGAACUACUAAAUGGACAAAUAAAGUACAAAAAUGGAAAUCUGGAGUUUGGUACGGAAGCUCAGUAUGGUUGUAAUGAGGGGUAUUCCUUAGUUGGAACAAAAACUCUACAUUGUGAACUCUCUGGAAAUGAUGUGGAAUGGAGUGAUGCUCCACCACAUUGUGAAGAGGUUUGGUGUAAUCCACCUAAACAAAUACCAAAUGGGAGAUUCACCAACAGCCACAAGGAUAUAUUUGAAUAUAAUGAAGAAGUUAUUUAUAGUUGCAAUCCUUCAAAGGGACCAGACGAAUAUUCACUUUUUGGAGAGAGCAGGCUUGUUUGUUCUGGGCUUAACCAAUGGAGCCCUGAUCCUCCUGAGUGUAAAGUGGUCACAUGUGAAUAUCCAGCGCUGGAGAAUGGGAGACUGGUGUCAACACUUGAAAAGGGAAAAUUUCAGUACAAAUCAGAGGUUACGUUCCAAUGCGAGGAGGGAUUUUACCUUGUAGGCAGCCGCACUAUUGUCUGUGGAGCCGACGGUAGUUGGGAGCCUAAGAUCCCAAAAUGUACUGAAGGAGAUUCCAUGCCCAUGAUGAAUCACCAACUAGAGCUGAUGACUGAGAUGGAGGACUCAUUGCUGUGAUUGUUCUUGCAGUAGAUCUUGGUGUUGCAGUAGUUGGCACCUGUGUGUAUAAGUGUCUUCACAU